AUGGACUUAGACGCGGUGGUGGGCUUAGAAGAGCAAUUAUUAGCGCAGGGCUACGCUGAGGGAUAUCAGGACGGCCUGCGAUUGGGAAGGGAAGAGGGGAGAGAAACGGGCUUGGAGCAUGGGUUCAUGAUAGGGGACGAGCUGGGCUUCAUGUGGGGCUGUGCAGCCGCAUGGGAGCAAGUCAUCCAAUCAGCCCCCUCCACACGAUUCUCCCCCAGGGCAACCAAGGCCGUGCAGCAGCUGCAGCAACUCAUAUCUGACUUCCCUGUUACCAACCCCGAAGAUGACCAAUUUGACUCCCUGCUUGCACACAUCAGGGCUAGAUUCCGCCUCACCUGUUCCCUCAUGGGCCAGCCACACCUUGCUGCUUCCCUGCAUUCGCACCCUUCUCAGCAAACCAGCAGCUUUGAUUUCUAA
Molecule: messenger RNA, 417 nt
Organism: Closterium sp. Yama58-4
Lineage: Eukaryota; Viridiplantae; Streptophyta; Zygnematophyceae; Desmidiales; Closteriaceae
Source: the annotation of a GenBank genome assembly